AUGGAAGAAGACGAAAAGGUUGCAAAGUAUGUGUCGAAGGUGCAUAAACUCGUCCAUUUCAUGAAGGAUUAUGGUGAAACCCUAACUGAUAAGAUGAUAGUUGAGAAGAAAGACAAUGGAUUGACAAAACGUAAAGACGAAGGAGCGAACCUUGCACGCCAAGAUUCAGAUGACUCUGAAGGUAUGGUGGUUAUGGUUGCAGUUGUAGAUAACCAUGUAGAAUCCAAGAUCUGGUUCCUCGAUUUAGGCUGCUCGAAUCAUAUGACUGGUCAAAAGGUGUGGUUGACAAAUUUCGACAAAUCGAAGAAGAGCAAGGUAAAACUUGCUGAUAAUAGUUCGUUGCAAGCAAAAGGUAUUGGCAACAUAGUUUUCACAUGA
Messenger RNA from Vicia villosa (hairy vetch), 378 nucleotides. RefSeq lists its product as uncharacterized. The record is from RefSeq and is a predicted model, not a curated record. The transcript has 2 exons. Bases 1 to 378 code for a protein of 125 amino acids. NCBI's taxonomy places the organism in Eukaryota, Viridiplantae, Streptophyta, Magnoliopsida, Fabales, Fabaceae.